This is a messenger RNA of Megalobrama amblycephala (Wuchang bream), 1488 nucleotides long. It is a transcript of the gene cd79b, whose product is annotated as CD79b molecule, immunoglobulin-associated beta. NCBI's taxonomy places the organism in Eukaryota, Metazoa, Chordata, Actinopteri, Cypriniformes, Xenocyprididae. The transcript has 5 exons. Gene Ontology annotation, biological process: B cell receptor signaling pathway; B cell differentiation. Bases 138 to 764 code for a protein of 208 amino acids. Gene Ontology annotation, cellular component: B cell receptor complex; external side of plasma membrane. The record is from RefSeq and is a predicted model, not a curated record.
UCACAGCUUCACGAACUGCACCCUUCUGAGAGAUGUAGGACUGUACUCCGGUGUAGCUGUCUUAUUUCUGUUCUGUCUAUGUGAUCUGCUCUGACUUCUACAUUUUCUUGGAGAGGUGCAUUUCAAGACCAAGAAUCAUGCAUUACUUCCUGCUGGGAUGUUCAGUCAUGGCGCUGAUUUACCUCUCAGCUGAAGAAAAGAAUAUCCACGUGUACCAGAAGCCACGAUUUUUUGGCGUUAAGACGGGUCGGAGUGUGAUAAUAUACUGUGUGUCGUCUCAACCGUCUUUGUCGGCUAAUGUACAGUGGUUCAAAGACCAGGAUUCCUAUCCACUCAAGAACCAAAACCAAAAAAUAGAAAUACACGAGAGGACUGAUAAAAGAAAUGCCUCCAUUACGAUAAGGAAAGUGGAGAUUGAAGACAGUGGCAUUUAUUUUUGCAAACUGAAUAAUACGCAUGGACCGGGAACUGCUCUACAAGUGUCCAGAUAUAGUGAGCCCCAAGCUGUCUUGCGGAGAUCGAGAAUCAAGGAUGUUAUCAUUUUCCUUCAGGCUUUUCUGUUGAUUUUGUGUAUUGUCGUUCCUCUGAUUCAGUUUUACAAGCUGGAGAAGAAAGAAGAAGCGGAUUAUGAAGAACCUGAGGAUGAUCACAUAUAUGAGGGUUUAGAAAUUGAGCAAUGUGGUGGUGAUAUAUACGAGGACAUCUCUACUUACGCCCAGCCCACAGAUGCAGCAUGGGAUGUUGAGUCCCCUGACCAAGAGUGAGAAAAAACACUUCCAUCAGAUAUCAGCUUCGACACCAGACACAAUGAUUACAUUCAAUCCACUGUCACGACUGACGCUCUGUUUGUGUAUGCACACUGAUGAUGUCACUGAGUGCGAGUGUAUGUUUAAAAAAGAUUUCACUUGAAAGCAUGAAACUAUUAUCUCGGUAGGAGUAACUAUGCAGUUUAUAUAAGUUUUGAUAUAAGGUUGUGACACUUACACAUUUACAUAUCAAUAAUUCAAGGAUGUUCCCAGAAUGUUCUCAGAACGUUGUGGCAAGGUUCUCUCAAACGUUCUUCCAGUAAUGUUUAUAGAAUGUACAUUCAGAGUUAUAUGGUCUUUAAGGUGAGACACCCCAGGUGAACAGGGUAAAUAAAUUAACUAAUAGAUAUCACCAUACUACCCCAGGUGAUUGAUUACAUUAAAAAUUGCAAACAUUUUUUGUAUUACAAAGUUUCUAAAAUGUAAUGUUUAAAUAUGCAAAUGAGGCGUUAUCUAAUUAAAUAUGCGCUAAUUUGCAUUACAUUUCUAGAACAAAAAUCUGAAUAUUGGAUGACGUAAGGUUCACAGUUCUCGUUAAAUUUUUUGACAUAUUAAAUUUAAAGGUUUUUACAGAGGGAAUUUUGGAUAUCUCUUUUUAUCACUCCAUAAAUCAGAAAAUACUAUCAACAGCCAGAAAAAAUAUAUAUUUUCACCAUUUUUUUAGGAAUAAAAUGUUGUAUGA